GGCGCCGACAGCUCACGAGCAGACCGCCUCGCCCCGGUCGCGGCUAGGAGCGCAGGGGCGUUCGGAGGGCAUGGGGACCCCGGCUUCCCCGCCCAGUGCGGCAACACCACCAAGGCCGGGAACUCGCUGUUCCGCUUCCCCAACCACCGCGCUGCGCGGCUACUGUGGGGCCGCUUCGUGCGGGGCAAUGACCGCCCAGCCACCUGCUCCGACCACUUCGCGCCAGCCUGUUUCCACGUCUCCGGUUUUGCAGAGAAGAUCCUGCGCUUCUCCCAGCGCCUGCGGCUCACAGCGGGCGCCGUGCCCACCCGGGUGUCCUCCCCAGCACCUACGGGGGAAGGAGAGGGAGACCAAGCGGGCAGCCCCGAGAAGGGAGGAGCGCCCCAGGCAGUCAGGCGGGCGGAGGCUGCCCCGGGUCUAGCCUCCUGUGCCCUCCUCUGGGUCAGGAAGAAGGCCGUAGCUUCACAGAUUACAUGUGAAAAUGAAGUUUUACACACACAAGUGCAUGCUGAUAAUCUACCUGAUGACAUCACUUCAGUACCUGCUCACUGUGUAAAAGGCCCAGUGCAUAAAAGUACACAAAUUUCUCUGAAAAGGCCCCCUCACUGUAGUGUGGGUAUUCAGGCCAAAGUGAGUGUUUGGAAAACUACUCUGUAAUGCAACUACUCAGACUGAUGAAUUAUGGUCUAGAAUGUCCUCUCUCUUUGACAUUUACUCCAGUGACUCACAAACAGAUGCAUUCUGGGAUAUCAAGAGAGAACAGAGUGAUUGAUAGUAUAUAGCUGUGCAGGUGAAAGAAGAAACCUGUUAAAAACACAGUAUCAAA
This is a messenger RNA of Manis javanica (Malayan pangolin), 826 nucleotides long. It is a transcript of the gene THAP10, whose product is annotated as THAP domain containing 10. The record is from RefSeq and is a predicted model, not a curated record. NCBI's taxonomy places the organism in Eukaryota, Metazoa, Chordata, Mammalia, Pholidota, Manidae.